Messenger RNA from Haplochromis burtoni (Burton's mouthbrooder), 1795 nucleotides. Its product is annotated as chemokine-like protein TAFA-2. The coding region runs from base 510 to 896 and encodes 128 amino acids. The record is from RefSeq and is a predicted model, not a curated record. Gene Ontology annotation, molecular function: receptor ligand activity. Lineage: Eukaryota; Metazoa; Chordata; Actinopteri; Cichliformes; Cichlidae. The transcript has 5 exons.
GACAAGCAGGAGCGCAGUAACAGUCUGCGUGACUCCCCGACCGCAACGCAUCUCUGUCCCACCACUGGGCUGCUUUCACACUACAUCGUUUAAAGAGGAGAAAAAGAAGGAGACUGCUGCUGCAAAACAGAAGCCAGGUUUCCAAACUGGCUGUUUCUUCCUUCGUGACAUGGUUUAAUAACUAAGUUUCUGUGCAAAAGCGGAGGACAGGAGCGGAACUUUCAGGAGACCUUUCCUUGCACAGGAGUAGUAGCAGGAGCACCACCCCAGAAGGUCACAUCUGCAACCGGCUCCUUUUUUGUGUGUGUCUGCUACCCGGCUUCGGAGGUGGAUGGUAUGGUAUAACUUUUCCGCUCCAGUCGAACUGAGCGGCCGGUGUCACAGAGGAGCUGUUUUCCGCUAGUGGAGUGGGGAUGCGAGUCUCUUCUCUGUCUCGGAUAGCGGAGCGGCUAUGAGGAGAGAGGUUCACCUGCUGGGCUAACAGAACAAGACCACACCGCACCAACAGAAUGCGGGAACGGGGUCCUUGCAUUUGUGGAGUAGGUGUGUGGAGUCUGCUGCUAUCUCUUUGUCUGGCCUCCCUCACACAUGCACACAGAAGCCACACAGUGCAUGUGAAGGCGGGGACGUGUGAGGUGAUUGCUGCCCAUCGCUGCUGCAACAAGAACAAGAUCGAGGAGAGAUCUCAGACUGUCAAAUGUUCCUGCUUCCCUGGACAGGUCGCCGGCACUACUCGGGCCAUGCCGUCCUGCGUCGACGCCUCCAUUGUAGCUCAGAAGUGGUGGUGUCAGAUGCAGCCAUGCAUGGAAGGUGAGGAGUGCAAGGUGCUCCCAGAUCUGACAGGAUGGAGCUGCAGCACAGGCAACAAAGUCAAGACCACAAAGGUGACCCGAUAGUCCCGCCCAUCUCUAGAGGAGCGUUAGAGAACGGCGGUGGAAGUACUUACACAGCACAACGGACUUAUAAAAUCGUAAGGAAAUGGACUCUGAUGGACAUCAGUGAGGAACCAGUGAUUUUUCCUGUGGACAUUCAAAAAACGAUGACUGACGACGCAGGACUGCUCGCCAUCUUAAGCAGAGCUGAGUGUCCUCGGGCCUUCACUGCAAAAGACUCAGUCACCCACAAUUCUUUACUGCUUCUGAAAACAAAGUGAACUCCAACCUAAAUGGCACUUGAUUAGAUGAUGAAAAAAACAUCUUUACAACAAACUAUAUUCUUUAUCUCUCUUCUAUGGCUAAGUUGUGUUCCAUAUGCAUACUGGGAAUUGCAGAAACUUGACUCUAGACAGCUAUUCUGUAUUACAAAACUAGCUAAAAAGAGGGAGUGGAUCCAGAAUGCUUGCCUCAUGUAGUCUGGAUGACACAUUUAAAUUUAACUGUGCCACACAUGACACAUUUAAUGCUGUCAAAAUGUUUCUGAAACUGAACCUCUUCUUUAUUCAGAUUUCACCUCCAUACGAAUAUUUUACCUUAAAUAGUUUGUUGCUUACCACACAUGCCAUUUUUUAAAAUGCAGAGACAGUUUGUCAGUCUUCUCUUUGCUUUUGUUUUUUGACAAAGGACAAAAUCCUUUCAGGGGUGAGGUUAGACUAAUACCAAGUAGAUGUUACGGUAUAUUGAAAAAUGUAAACGUGUUUAAACAAAAAAAAAAAAAAAAGCAGUCCAUGGAAUCAAAGGGGCUAAAAAUAAAUCGAUGCUCUAAUGGUUUUAAUAUCUGUGUUUUUAAACGCCUGUUAACCGCUAUUGAGUACAUGUGUCAGUAUUAUAUUAAAUGAAUAAAACCUUUCAAAAGAAAA